Molecule: messenger RNA, 1715 nt
Organism: Mytilus trossulus (common blue mussel)
Lineage: Eukaryota; Metazoa; Mollusca; Bivalvia; Mytilida; Mytilidae
Exons: 11
Coding region: 44-1219 (391 amino acids)
Molecular function (GO): oxidoreductase activity
Source: RefSeq, a predicted model, not a curated record
UGUUUUUCUUACGUUUCUACGAAGAGUCAAAGAGCAAAAGAAAAUGGUUGGCAGACUAGCAGAACGUCGUAUUUUCUUAAGAAUUAUCAAUAAUUUGACUAAAUACAAAUGCAAAAGACACUCAUCAACCGAAUCAACCGAAUCAUGGGACAUUGUCCCUCGAAAAGAAGUGAAAAGAUUUAUAAUUGAAUGCAUGUCAUCAGUCAAAACACGCCAAGAUCAUGCAGAAAAAUUGGCAGACAAUUUAUCCACAGCAGACUACAGAGGACAUUAUAGUCAUGGAUUGAAUAGACUCGAUAUGUAUGUUAGAGAUAUAGAUUCUGGUAUAACAGAGAGAGAUGGAGAUCCUACCACAAUAAAGGAGAGCCAAGCUACAGCUUUAGUAGAUGGUCAGAAUGUGCUUGGUCCAGUUGUGGGUGACUACAGCAUGGAGAUAGCUAUACAGAAAGCAAAACAAACAGGAGUUGGUUGGGUAGCUGCAAAAGGUUCAAAUCAUUAUGGAAUUGCUGGAUGGUAUGCCAUGAAAGCUGUAGACCAUGGUCUUCUGGGUUUAUCAUUCACAAACACAUCACCACUUGAAGUUCCAACCAGAGCAAGAAAGCCAACACUAGGAACAAAUCCUUUAAGUUUGGCUGUACCUGCUAAAGACAAGGAUAGUUUUGUGCUAGAUAUGGCCACCACUACUGUAGCUCUUGGUAAAAUUGAGUUACAUGACAGGAAACAGAUCUCAAUACCAGAUGGUUGGGGUGUUGACUGUCAAGGAAAGAUGUGUAAUGUUGCUAAACCAGUGAUAGAAGCUGGCGGACUCAUGCCUUUAGGAGGAUCAGAAAUGACAGGUGGCUAUAAAGGUUAUGGAUUAGCCAUGUUGGUAGAAAUAUUUUGUGGGAUAUUGGCAGGAUCUGAUUAUGGACCAAACAUAAGAAGAUGGAAAAGUACAGAAAGAGUGGCCAAUCUGGGUCAGUGUUUCAUUGCUGUUGACCCAGAUUGUUUUGCUCCAGGAUUUGUAGACAGAAUGUCAGACUUAAUGGAUACUUGUAGAAAUCUGACACCAGCAGAAGGUGAAGAGGAUGUAGUAUUAGUGGCUGGUGAUCCAGAAAGGAGACAUAUGAAGAUGUGUGAUCAGAGAGGAGGAAUACCUUAUCAUCCUAAUCAAAUCAAAUUUGGGGUUGAACUUGCUAAAUCCUUGAAAGUUGAACCAAUGAAAAUUAUACCAGGAUGAAUGGGCUGGAUUAAAAAUGAAAAUGAAGAAUUAAAAUGACAACUUUAUGAUUAAAAUAAUUAUUUGUGCAAUUGAUUUUCUGUGAUAAUGUGCUCAUAACGUAAUUGUUUACAAAAAUUAUAAUAUAGUUAACUCAACAUCUAUGUUUUUUUUUAAAACUUUUUAUGUAAGAUUUUAAUCUAAAUGAUGUUAUAAAAGAUGUUGUAUUUGUAUAGUAUACACCUAACACCUGACAUCACCAUCUAUAACCUGAGUGGGAUCUGAAGUCUGAAUUAUACAAUUACAUUUUAUAUACACAUUCACAAAUAAGAUUCAGAAACAAGCAAUAACAUAAACACUUGUUGCUUGUUUCUGAAUCCUACUUGUGAAUAUGUAUAUAGAAUUUAAAUGUAUAAUUCAGAUUUUCAAAUUAAGAUAUUGUUUACACUUAUCCUGAGGAGCAAUAAUUUUUAUAAAUGAUCAUGAAUCAUGACAAAAUAAAUAAUAACUUUAGCAA